Messenger RNA from Malurus melanocephalus (red-backed fairy wren), 424 nucleotides. It is a transcript of the gene ATP5MJ, whose product is annotated as ATP synthase membrane subunit j. The coding region runs from base 77 to 247 and encodes 56 amino acids. The record is from RefSeq and is a predicted model, not a curated record. The transcript is spliced from 4 exons. Gene Ontology annotation, cellular component: mitochondrion. NCBI's taxonomy places the organism in Eukaryota, Metazoa, Chordata, Aves, Passeriformes, Maluridae.
ACCCCGCGGCAGCACCGCUCCCGUUCCCGUCCCCGUUCCCGUCCCCGAGUGUGACCUUCGCCGCUCCCCUGGCACGAUGGUGCAGGCCAUGAUUCCAAAGUCAUUGAGACCCAUGAAAUUCUACUUCUCUACUGUGUAUCAAGAAGUAUGGGUUGGUGUAGCAUUAACAGCUUAUGCCUACUACAAGAUUUCUUACGGGGGCAAAAAAGGAGCAGCAAAUAAGUCCUCUGGUUCUGGCCAUCAUUAAAGAUCUCUUCUCUUCUUGGAAAUGUAUUUGGUGGUCCAUCAGCUCUACUGCAAAUGAAGCAAGCUACAACCAUAGGGAAAUUAAURCUAGAACUGUAACUGAUCCAUCUGCUGUAAAUGGAGAAAGAAUAAAACCAUUCAGCAAAAAGUAAUUAAAGAUGUUGUAAUAUAUGCUGGA